AUGCUCCUUUCUCCCUUAUUUAUCCACAUAAGAAACGCGAAUAAAAUGGAAAUUGAAAUCGAUAUUAAAUCCAAGGAAAUCCCUCCUUCUAAAUGUCAAGUUUUGGAAGGUCACACGCGACCUGUAUAUUCCUGUGUGUGGUCUCCGACAUCGGAUAUUCUUGCCACGGGCUCCGGAGACUCCUCCGUCCGCCUCUGGAAAUCGCAAGAUGAUUCCACCGCAUUGGUUCCAGGAAGCGUGAUGACGCACUCUCUGCUCUCCCAAGGAACCAACGACAUCACCUCGCUAUCCUGGAGCUCCUCCGGGGAGUUUCUCGCCUCGGCUUCCUACAACGGCGAAGUCAAAAUCUGGUCGAAUUCUGGAAUUGCCCUUUCCAGCCUUCCCUCGUUCGCUCGCCCGGUCUUCGGCGUUUCCUUCGCUCCUUCGUCGAACCGCCUGCUCGUCACCGGCGCUCUGCCCUCGUUUUUCAUUUACUCCUUGCAGGCCGAUCGCUCGCUGGCGCUCGAAACCGACGUGGCGAAGAUCAACGAGCUCGAGCGCAGCGUCGGCGGCGGAUUUGAGCUCCCGGCGAACAACGUGAUUCUGCAGGCGGCGUGGCGAGACGACGCGUUUGUGACGCUGGUGGACAAUUCGAAUCGAAUUCUCAACCUCCGCCUCGAUGCUUCCGCGGGGAAAACGUGCAUCCAGGUGCUGGGGGAAAUCGGCACGCUGGAUUGGACGUGCGACAAAAAAGUCCUGAUUUCUGGAGGAGAUGAUGGAGUGAUCAAGCUGUGGAAUGAGGAUCGGAAUGAGAGUAUCUUCGAUAUCUUAUCGCAUACCGCGGUUAUUAAUCAAGUUUUGGCGUCACGAACAUCGCCCAAUCAUUUUUUCUCAUGCAGCAACGAUCGCACUAUCAAAAUCUUCGAUAUUCAGCAGGUUUCCACGGUUUCCACGUUAACUCCCCAUGACUCGGUUUUGGCCUCUUCGGGACUGGAUCGGAUGGUGUAUUUGUCGGAUUUGCGAACGAAGGGAGUGGUGAGGAACUAUCGAACGAGUAGCGAUGUGUUCGAUUUGGCGUUCUCGCGGGAGGGAAGCCGGCUGAGCGUGGCAACGAUGGACUCGCAGGUGGUGGUUCUUGAUAUUCGCGUGUAG
Molecule: messenger RNA, 1131 nt
Organism: Blastocystis hominis
Lineage: Eukaryota; Bigyra; Opalinata; Blastocystidae
Exons: 10
Coding region: 1-1131 (376 amino acids)
Biological process (GO): regulation of transcription by RNA polymerase II
Cellular component (GO): histone deacetylase complex
Molecular function (GO): protein binding; transcription corepressor activity
Source: RefSeq, a predicted model, not a curated record